This is a messenger RNA of Aedes albopictus (Asian tiger mosquito), 9925 nucleotides long. It is a transcript of the gene pcx, whose product is annotated as protein pecanex. Gene Ontology annotation, cellular component: membrane; endoplasmic reticulum. Lineage: Eukaryota; Metazoa; Arthropoda; Insecta; Diptera; Culicidae. The record is from RefSeq and is a predicted model, not a curated record. Gene Ontology annotation, biological process: endoplasmic reticulum organization.
UACUUUCCCACUACCGUACUAGUAUGGAGUCUCUAUUGCGUACUGAUUGCCAUCAUCAUAAGUGUGUUCAAGUUCAUCAAUGUGGCGCUGCAUCGGAUGUACGACAAGGCCCGGACCAUGUCCGAUACCAACCUCAAGAAACCGGCCAAAGCACCGCGCGAAACAUCCGGGGAGGACGAAUCCGGCAUCGAGAUGCAGGAGAUGGGCGCUGUGGAGGUGGUGGAAACACCCCCGGUGGAUAUGUCCUCGCGGACGUCGGUCGAGCGGCACAGCGAUGAGAUCAGCUGUGCCAACAGCGCCAUCUCGAUCGACUACCAGGAACAGCAGGUCACGAGCACUAUCGAUCUCAAGGUGGACGUGCACCGGAAAAACAGUUCCGAAUCGAGCGAUAGUAAUGGUGGUGCCAAAGAUGGUGGAGGAGGCAGUAGCGAAGGGGCUGGAACCGGAGCCGGUGCAAAGUUGGUGGCUUCCGGUCAAAGUCAUUCGGUGGAAGGUGCAAGCGCUGCCGGUGGUUCUCAUCAUAAGCGAUCGCUCAGCACUCCGAACCAGGGAAAAUCGUCGGAUAUGGGGUCGGAUGUGCAAGGGGUUGUGCGGGGGAAAGAUAUGGUUGAUGGUGAAGAGGGGGCAACUGGGGGUGAUACGGUAAAAGAUGAGGGAAAGAAGAGUGCCACGAUGCGAAGACAUCAGUACAAGUCGAAGCGGAAACAACGGUUCAUGAACAGUCAGUUGCAGCGACAGAUCUCACUGGAUUCCGAGAAGAUCGGUAUGGGGAUUGUGUUUGCGGACGAAGUGGCCAGCGGAGGAGCGCAUCUUCAGAGGCACCUGAGUUCGGAGGACCAGAAUAAUAAGUCGCUGUUUCAUCAUCAUCAUCACCACCAUCAUAUGUUGGCGUUGCAGAAUCUCGAUCCGGACAUGUACAUGGAUCAUAGUUAUACGAAGUCAGCCGUUCAGUUAGCCGUAGAAAAUAUUCCCGGAGAAACAACGAGUAAGAUAUAUCUGCUGCAGCAGUCUACACCCAUCAGGAGGGACUCCAACAGUACAAUGUCGGCCUUGCAGCUUCCGACGAUGGCGGGAAGUUCUUCCGGGAAGAACCGUCGCCAUUCCAACACCAAUUCUAACGCGGUAGCUGGGGCGCGGCCACUGCCAAGGUCUCUGACAUCAGUUCGACGGAUCAAAAGCGCAGCCUUGGAAACGUGUAGUCCUUCCUCUAUCUCGAAUCUAGCCCCAACACAUCCUAACAGCGUCGAGGUAAUCGGAGGACAAACUCUCCGAAACCCACAGCACACGGUUCUUCCACCACCUAGUAAAAGCCUUUCGAGGAAUCCACAUUUGAAUUUGUUUCCCAAACCAAACGGAGAAAGUUCAUCGGGCCUAUUAGGAUUGGGCGUUUCUUUGAAUGGAAACGCCACAAACAACGAACCGGUUUAUCCGAUUGCGGAACAGGCCGAUGAGAGUACGCCGGUGAAGAACCAUUCGGAUAAAGUGGAAAAAUUCGAACCUAGUGAUUCGGAUAAUGCACAAGGUGAAGAGGAUGACGACGACAACGAAGAGGAAGAUGAAGAUGAGGAAGAAGAAGAUGAGGAGGAUGAUGAAGAUGAAGACGACGAUGACGAUGAGGCGACCAUCGAUCGGCUUCGCGGAGGAGUAAGCGAAGAUGAAAGUGUCCACGCAAUUCACACGCACAUCCAUCGACAUCAUCACCAUCAUCAUCAGUUUCCCGGAAGCAGACAGCAUUCCCAGCAGUCAAAUCCUGCUUCCCUCUCGCAACCGUCAUCACAGACGACAGGAGCUCUAGCGGUUGCACCUAUUUCUACCGAAGCUGAUCAGGAUACCGAUUCGGACCCAGAUCAACCGGCUCUCCUGCAUUCCACAGACUCCGAUACUGAGAACAACGCUGGAUCACGGUCUCCCCUGCUGGAACCACGGAACCGUGCACCGUUGGUGAUAGUGGAAGCUAAAAAUCCGUCGUGUAUUAUUCCGGCGCCGUUUGUGGGUACCAUUGACGGAGGGAUCAAGUUGUCAAAGUCUGGUGAUAAGAUGAAGAAAUCCUCGACCAUGGAGGAUUCGCCGACGAAACCGACGUUCGAGGAAAACGGAGGGCCGUCUUCUAGCGAUUGGGAGCAAGCGAGUGCCAGUUCCAAAGACUUGUUGAUAACAAAGGAGAAGGGUGGGAAGCUCGAGAAAGGGGGUAUUCCACGGUCCAGUUCGGGGAACACUAGCGAAGCCGUUGCAGCAAGCGGAAGUCAGAUCAAAAGUCAGGAGAAGUGGUUCGAGUACAGUUAUGAUCCGGCGGUUGAAGAGGGAUGUUUGAUCCAUGAAAAUGAGAAGAAAGACGGUAGUAGGAAGGAAUUGGAUAGGGAGAAAAGCGGAUCGAUAUCGUCGGAAGGUGCAGUGGCCGUCACUCGAAAUUUGGGGGCGAUUCCGAAGACAUCUUCUAGUAGAAUCACGGGUCGGAGGUUGAGUGUCGAAGAGAAUUACCCCAGUACAAGCAGUAAGAUCUACAACCGGACCCUGUCCCAGCGGUUGUCGGCAGAGCGCAUCCCGGAAAAUGCCACGGCAGCUCCGUUGAUUACAUUUCUAAACUACCGCUCGGAGGUUCCUAUUCCGCCGAUCUACCUUCCCGGUAACAGCUCCUUAUCGGAGCAACAAACUUCUAGCUUUACAUCGUUCCGGAGAAGGUUCGAUGGGUCGGAUAGGAGCUACCGGCAGAUUCAGUGUCGCCUCCGGAUGGCUCGUAGUAAACAUCCAGUGGUUUCGAUGGAACCGAACAACGGUGGAGCAGGUCCAAGUGGAACCAGCAAUGCGGGUUCCGGGUCAUUUCGUGACGACGACAACAACAACUGCAACUACUGUUUGGACUCGAUCGAUAACCCAACGACAACGUCCAGCCGAAGCGUGGGAGGUUCCAGUUCCACUUUUCACGACCCAACUGAGGUGCCUUUGAGUUUGUUCGUAGACGAACCGGAACGGUGGGUUCAGCUGAUCGAACGAGCAACGAUGGAAAACGUUAUAAAGGAGCGUAUGGCCAUGAAUCGAGCCGGAGGAAUAGGAUCUGCUGGGGACAAUAACAAUGCGUCGAUCAACUCCUCCGGAAUCGACAAAGCGUUGGCACCGACGGAGUACAGCCUGUCCAGCGCACACAGUGCCCUCGAUGUUGUGCCAAGAUCGAUAUUCGGCGAAGCCCAAAUACGGCCUAAGCGGUACUACAAAUUCCCAAUCAAUUUUUUAUGCUUCAAAGAACUGAGUAUUUCGAUGAAUCGGCUGCAGCUUUUGGCGCUGUUCGAUCGGGAUACGAACUGUUUCCAGGUGGCACUGGCAAUCGUGCUAUGCACGCUGGUGUCGCUCCUCGGUUCGACGGUACUGUACCUGAAGUUCUAUGAAGAUCUGUACGCGUUUAUCUUCUGUUUCGUUAUUGCCGGAAGUCAGUAUUCGUUGCUGAAGAGUGUCCAACCGGACGCUGCAUCGCCUAUCCAUGGAUUCAACAAGACUGUGACCUAUUCGAGGCCUAUCUAUUUCUGUCUGUGCUGCUCGCUGCUGUUGGGCGCCCAUCACAUGCUACGAGAGUACCAGAUGAAUCCGGAGUCGGUGAUGGAUCGGGUGACACUCUUCGGGUUUCACAUAUCCGUGAUCGAGUCCCUGCAGUGCAUCCAAAGCAUACUCUCCGUUGUGAUAUUGCUGUUUCCGUUCCUGUUCAGUCUGGGUCUGUUCCCACAGAUUAACACCUUCGCGAUGUAUUUCCUCGAACAGAUCGAUAUGCACAUAUUUGGCAGCAAUGCCGCCUGCAGUUUGCUGUCCGCGUUUCUUUCGGUGAUACGAUCCAUCCUGGCGUGCACUCUUCUGUUUGGACCAGCCUUCGGAGGACUGUCCGAAACGGGAACCCAACACGUGUUGUUUUCCAUGUUUUGUGCAUUUCUCAUCACCGUUUCGUAUCAUCUGUCGCGGUGUUCUAGCGAUUUCACCUACAUCUGGGCCAUUAUCAAAUCCAGCUUGAUAGUUCAUCCGGACUACGACGACAGCAGUAAAGAGGAUUCCAAGAUGUCCACCGAUUCGGAAGAUAACAAGAUGGACAACGACCACCAAAGAUCCAGCGAUGAGAUUCACAAAGACGUCGAUGAGGAAGCCAAUCGGGAAUCAACCAAGGAACUGGACGAUCCCCUUCCGAAAAAGCUCCAAGGCACGGUCACCGCCAGACUCAAAAACGACGCCGUUGUUUGUGUAGCCCUCUCGAUCAUCAUCUUCAGUCUGCACUGUAGUACGGUCUUCACCGUCCUUCAACCCGACAUCAACUACGUUCUCCAUACCGGUGCCUGUAUUCUCGGUUUCACGAUCCACUACGUCAUCCCACAGCUCCGGAAACAUCUUCCCUGGUUGUGCAUCGCCAAACCGAUCCUCAAAGCCAAAGAGUUCGGUCAGUUCGAGGUGCAGAAUCUGUCGAAAAUCAUGUGGUUCGAGACGAUGUACGUGGCGUUGUGCUUCUUCGAGCGGAACAUCCUCUAUCCGUUGAUCUUUCUGAGUGCGCUGACGGCUGAUUCCGGAGCGAUUGCCGGCAAGUUUGGACUCACCAUGGGAACGGCGUUGGUCGUCGUCAGCGGGUUGAAAUGUGUUCGAAACGCAUACUCCGACAUUGGUAGUCAAUACAUCAUCCUGAUUUUCACCGUACUAUUCUUCCGGAUAGACUACAAACUGUCCAGUGAGACCUUCCUCAUCGAUUACUUCUUCGUUUCCAUCCUGUACCGUAAGAUUAGCGAAUUUCUACUCAAGCUGCAAUUUGUAGUGACAUACAUCGCACCCUGGCAAAUAACCUGGGGCUCAGCAUUCCACGCAUUUGCGCAGCCGUUCAGUGUGCCACACUCGGCUAUGCUAUUCCUACAAACUGCCAUCAGUGCACUGCUGUCGACUCCUCUCAACCCUUUCCUUGGAAGUGCCAUAUUCCUGACGUCGUACGUGCGGCCGAUCAAGUUUUGGGAACGGGACUACAACACUCGCCGGAUAGAUCAUUCCAACACUAGGCUAAGUUCGCAGCUGGAACGGGAUCUCGGCGCGGACGACAACAACCUGAACAGCAUCUUCUACGAGCACCUGACCCGGUCGCUGCAGCACUCGCUGUGUGGCGAUCUGCUGAUGGGACGCUGGGGCAACGUCAGCCAAGGCGAUUGUUUCGUAUUGGCAUCGGAUUAUCUUAACUGCUUAGUCCACAUUAUCGAGCUCGGAAACGGGCUUUGCACCUUCCAGAUGCGUGGUCUCGAAUUUCGGGGGACCUAUUGUCAGCAGCGAGAAGUGGAAGCCAUUUCCGAGGAAGUGGAGGAGAAUAUCGGCUGCUGCUGCUGUACGGUUGGUCACCUUCCGCGGAUGCUAAGCGCUAAUGCUAUGUUCACCACCCGCUGGUUGGCGUGGCAAGUGAUGGCAUCCAAAUACGUCCUGGAGGGAUACUCAAUUUCGGACAACUCGGCAACCGCUACCCUGCAGGUUUUCGAGUUCCGUAAGGUUCUCAUAUCGUACUACGUCAAGAGCAUCAUCUACUACGCCAUUCGCUCGCCAAAACUGCUCAACUGGUUGCAAUCGCAAGCCAUCGAGGAAGCCCUGGAGCACACCCUGGAUCGGCAGUUUGUCGAUUUGGAUCCCGUGUUCAACCACAAUCUCGACGACGACUAUGACUUCCGGGCGGCGGGGGUAACCCGUGCUAGUUUUUGGAACGUUUACGGCGAAUGGAUUCAGUUUUGCUGCGAGAAGAAACGGCAACAGAUGCAGGCUGCACUCAAUGAAAAGAAUACUCCCAAAAAGAACCCGGUUUCGUCGGCAGGGGUAGCUAGUACGACUGCAGCUGCCAAUGCAACUACGGUUUCGAGUGCUUCGGCGAACGAUGCCAGUGCUAAGACAGCAACAGAUGGGGAGACACCGAAAGAGCAAAGCGAGCAACAAAGUAGUGGAACAAGGCCUAAUCCUGCGGAGCGCGGCGAGUCUAGUACAAAUGGGGCAGCGACUUCGAGCUCCGGUAACAACGGAAGCUCCAUUGCCGGCACAUCUAGUCAGCCGUUUUUCAGCUCGAGUCGCGAAUCGUUGGUUACGUCCCUCUGUAUUUCGUUGGCUUUGCUGGCCCGACGAACUUUGGCCACUGCCAGCCACAGUUCAUCCUGCGGGGUGGAGUUUUUUCUCCACGGACUCCAUGCACUGUUCAAGGGUGAUUUCCGGAUAACUUCGACCCGUGACGAGUGGGUCUUCGCCGAUAUGGAGUUGCUCCACGGGGUGGUGGCUCCGGCGGUCCGGAUGUCGCUAAAGCUCCAUCAGGAUCAUUUCCUGUGUCCGGACGAGUACGAUGACUACGAAGCCUUGUUCAACGCCAUCGAUUACCAUACCAAAGAGCUGGUCAUUUCGCACGAAGCCGAUCCGUUGUGGCGAAACGCCGUCCUGCGAGGUACUCCGAAUCUGCUCGCCUUGCGUCACGUUAUGGACGACGGAUCGGACGAGUAUAGAGUUAUAAGACUGAGUAAGCGAUUCUUGAGCUUUCGCGUCAUUAAACUGAAUCGCGAGUGCGUUCGAGGUUUAUGGGCGGGACAGCAGCAGGAGCUGAUCUAUCUCCGGAAUCGGAAUCCGGAGCGAGGGAGCAUUCAGAAUGCGAAACAAGCUCUUCGCAAUAUUAUCAAUUCGUCCUGUGAUCAACCGAUUGGUUAUCCAAUCUAUGUGUCUCCCCUGACCACAUCCUACGCGGAAACGAACCCUCAGCUGUGUCGCAUAAUCGGCGGGGAGAUUACGUUGGAGAAGAUUGUGGUGAUGGUCAACGGGUUCUUCAACCGCGUGAGACAACGGUGCCGCGAAGGAUGCAGCAGUGGAAGUGCAAUAAUAGACAACGAAAUGGGGGAAAUUCAGGGGGUUUACUGUAAUACACCAACUCCGAACAAUACUCUGUCGGGAACGGCCGGAACGCUGUCGUACGGUAGCCAAAAUAUGUCACUUUCUGGGGCGGCAAACCGAGGCAGUCUGGCCAGCAUCAACAAACCGACCAGUUCGACGUUGUUAGCUGGGUUGCUGAUUCGAGAACGUGAUGCGGAGCGUGAUGUUUUGCGGGAUAGGGCUGGUGUAACGAAACGUAAUUUAAGUAGCAACAGUAAAGAUCGGAUAGAUCGAGCACUGGCCGCUUCCAAGAGGGAAUCCUUCAAGGAAGCGCUGGCCAGUGGAAGUGGAUUGGGGGCAGCAGCAGCAGCAGGUAGCGGUGGAGUCGGAAGUAGCAAUAAUUCUAGUCUGAAACAACAGGAGAGCGUCGAGUCCACAUCCGGAGGGAACGCGAAAAGCAACGCCUCGUCAUCGAUGAACCUGAACGCGCCAAACACAAGUGCCACAACGAGUGCCCCGGCCAACAGCGGGUCCGUCAUGUUGACCCUCUCGCCACCCUCCGAGAAUUCGUACACGAUAUUUUCCAUGACGGAAGUGUCGAGUGCGGAAAGGCUGGACGGAAGUGGUGGUGGUAGUGGGAUGGCUCUGGCAAAAGAUAGAGCUAAUCGGGUGAAUGCAGAUACGGAUGAACCAUCGCAAACGCAAUGGGUCAAUGCUCCACCGGCUAUUGGGCUCAAUAGGAAGGUCAUCAUUGUGGAUGCUGCACAGAUCUACGACUGUCUGGAUCUUGGCCGCCGCAUUGAUGUUACCUGGCCCAAUGAGCAAUUCCGCAGUUACGGUGGCCGAUCGUCCUGGAAGGACUGGCAACCGCAGGAAGGCAUGGUGGGCAACACCGUCCACUACUGGCAACCGAACCAUCCCGAUCAUCACUUCCGGUCCAACGUCAACCGCACCAUCAUGCUGAUGAAGAUCGGCGAACGCUACGUGCCAAUCGGCGAAAAAGGCCUCAAAGAGUACAACACCAUCGGGCUGGUUCCGGCAUCCGGUGCGGCCGGGUCCGGAUCGGGUUCGGGUUCCGGCUCAUCUUCUUCGGCCUCGGUCGUCGCUACUGGAUCGGUUAGCAAGCAACCCUCGACGGAAGCACCUCUCACAGUCGGCAGCACAACGGUAAGUGAUUCUUUUGCUACCACCAGUAGUCCUCCCCAGGCUACAAGCCUAACUCUCGUGGAACACCCGGAAUGCAUUUGUGAUGAUCCCAGUGCAACAACCGCCAAACCGGAUUCUCCUGCCGUGUCCUCCGAUCCGACUUUAGUUUAGGAAACCUUUCCGUACACGCAGAGCGAGACGGGAGCAGGCCUUUUUGGCAUUAUGCUAUGUGGCCACUGUAUGGCAGAUAGCCUACUCCCAGAGACACAAAACCGUAAUCAAACAUUCGUACUGGUGAUAGAUCUUUAUUCCUCUUGUUCCAAGUCUUGUUGUUACCCUGUUAAGAAGCCUAUAGCGUGAACGGAAGUGAAAACGUUUCACUAGGUCGUAGGGCAGUCAUAGCGAAACUUUUUACAAACUCACUCUUACUACACGUUGUUUUUUUCUAAGCGCCAUGAUAAAAUCCAAGACAUUUUCUCUUCCAAAUGUCGCCUUACUACUACUACUAUCGAUACGCUCGUGGGCGCCCGUGGCGAGCGAAUAACUCUAGAACAAGAAUAAUCAUCGAUGAAACUGUUCAAAAGACUAUAUUUGGUGGAGUGGCAGAGUGCGUAUAUAGCAGUUUUAGUUCCGCUUUUUACAUGCAAUUCGGUUAGAUGUUGAAAUUUUAGGUUUGUUAACAAUUUUUGAUUGUAUAGUUCUGUUUUUCUAUUGUGCGUAAUAGCCCAAAUAUAAUAAUUUUGCGCUAAACCAUGCAAUGCGCUGGUUGAAACCACACUCUCAGAAAACAAUGAAAUUCUAAGGAUGGGAAAACCUUGUUUUUAAAGCAAUUUUGUUCAUAUUGUCAUCGGAAAAACUUUAAAAUUGUGUAAAAGUAAAGUUUGAAACUUUUUUAAACUGUUAGUAUGGGUAAAUUUAGGAAAAAAGUGUGCUAAAUUACUGAAAACAUGAGAACUUUACAUCCACAAUAUUUCAUUGGAUUCAGAGGGAGAGCCUUCAACCCCAUAGCCAUGUUGUUGGCGUGUAAUUCUUCAAUGGUAGCAACAUACACACACACACAUUCAUGUAAAUUAAUACUCUUGAAUGAUUGAACAAAACGAAUGAUGCCCUUUCGUUUACGCUGUUUAAUCUUCAUAUAAAAAACGAAUAAAAGAAAACGUCUUAUGGUAGAUAGCAUAAAGGAACACGCGUCUGAAACGGAGCAAAUGCCAAUAAAGAACACAUACAUUUGUAAAUUAUGAAUAGCGUUUACUAGGAAGACAGUUCGAAAUGUUGAUAAAACUGAUAGAAGGUAAAUUUUAUUUUUGUAAAAAAAGAAAGAUAGCUGAUAUUGUUUCUUUUGGACUCGCAAGGAAAAGGGAGUAAAAGAGAAUUUUUAACAAAAAAAAAAUGUAUAAGUUUUAUCGCAAAGUGCUGGAGUGUUAUUGUUUUCUCCCACUUUGUGGGUCAGGUUUGUGCGUUGUUUGCGUUGGGGCGAAUGUGGAGUGACUGUGGCUCUUAUUGUGUGGAUCACUAUGCGAUAAAGGUUACUGCAAAAGAUGAAAAUGUGAUAACUAAGAGUAAGCAACUUUACCUACACUGAAUUUAUUAUUAAAAUGCAAAUGAUCAACAAUUGACGCAGACAGAGACACAGAGAGAGCAAAAAAGAUCGUUAAAUUAUUGAAACAGAUGUGUUGAUAUGGAGAAUUACAGAAAAUUUAAAAUAUCACAAAUAUAUUGUAGAACUGGUUUAACGACAGCGCAGAAAGCUAUUACAACAAAUCAGUGUAGUUAGAACUAUUGAAUAUUAUGAAGAAAGUUAGACAAAGCCGUUAUUUAACUAAACUUCGAUUCUCGCUUUUAUUUAACGGAGAACUAAUAGAACAACUUUUUUUGAUCAACAGAUAGUGACUGGUUAAGCCUUUUUUUUAAAUUGCGAAUAAAAUAUAAAAAAAAAAUCAAUAUUGUUUUA